CAAGUUUGUCUAUUGUGCAACAUUUAUUUGCAGUUUCAAAUAUUUGAUUGGGCAUUUUAGGGUUUUUCUGGAGCAGAGCUUUCCCAAAAGAUGGCGUACAUGAAAAUUUUGGCCUUUGAACAGAGCAGCACACUUGGAAAAUGAAUUUAUUCUUCUGUAAACAGCAGACACGAAAUAAUUUGGUAGGAAAUGUCAGCUGGUAGAUCUAAGUGAGGAGAACAUCCAAAAGCUAGGAAGUUGAGGGUAACUGGAUAUUGGUGGAGAAACAAGGCUGCACAAAUAAUUUCAAAUUUUCAAUUAUCUUCCAAAAAAGAGGAUAUGGGGAACAGAGUCUGGGUGAGGAGGGUGAGCCUGAAGAACAUAGUGUUGGUGAUUACAAAGGUAAGGAGGUUGUGGUUUCAUUUCUCUUGCUACUGGUCAGAGUUGAAACAUCUUAUUUCAUUCAAAAACAAAUGGAGGUUCUGCCAGAAGCUGUAGUAUGAGGGAAAAAGGUGUGUAGAGUCACAAGAGAGAUAAGAAGGCGGGUAACUAGAGAAAUAAAGCAGAAUUAUCUGCAGGUAAAAAGAGAUUAAUACCAAAACCUGUACAUGUGAUUGGAGAUUCUGCAUCAGUUAUGGCCAGAGCAAGCAGGCUUGUAAAAAUCUGCAAAAGAAGUUCAAAGAAAUGGAUGUGUAGAGGGUGAUGGGUUCUGUAGGAAUGUUACUUUGACAAGGUCAGGAAGCAUGCUAGGAGAGCUAAGUUCAAUAAACAGUUCAUGGACUGGCUCUAUAUGGAAAGGUUUAAAUAUUUUUUCAUUACCAUGGGAGGACCUUCUUAGGCGUUUUUUUAACUGAUAAAUCUCAGCUGAGUCCCUUGGACAUUAUCCAUCCAUGCUUAAGUUUACAUUAUAAGAAAAGCCUUAAAAUGGUGAAGAACCAAGAGAAACAUAGUUAAAAAGGGGAUCUUGGGCAGGGGAAAUGUUGUUCUGAGUAAGAUGAUAUCUGAAAGCAGGUAUGACUCCAGGAUGGCUAACAGAGAUGAGGAAAUGGAAAUGAACAUAUCAAAACUGAAGUGAAAUUUGAAAAGCUUUAAUGUAUUCCCUUCAGGCAGGUGACUCUAACUAGCUAAUCUCCAUCUCAGUAUGCUGAAAAUAAUGCUACAUGUAAUUAAGAAUUUUGGAGCAAAGAUUUUUUUAUCCAUAAAUUUUACCAAAUUAUUUGUGAUAUUUUAUCUAUAAAUUUUACCAAGUCUUGAUAUAUAUUAGAAGAAAUGUAAAAAAGAUUUUACCAAAAAAAAAGCAAAAAUUAUCCUAUAACUAUAACUAUACUAUAAAAUACUAUAAUACCAGCAUUGUGAUCAUUAGUGUGAAAGUUUAAAAAAAGAAAAAUCAUCAAAGAUGGAGAUUAAGAUAUUAAAUAUAAGAUGGGUGUUCAAAAGAUAGCUUGUGCUGUUAGUCAGAGCUUUAUUUCUUAAAAUUAUUUAUUUCUGCCUAAAAGAGACAGUAAUUUUCAUGUCUACACUAGUAACUUCUCUUGGGUAGCUCUAACAAGUAGUUUAUCAGGAGACAUCAGGAUUGUGGGAAAUAUCAAACAAGAAACUGCCUAGAAAAGCUGUCAGGAGAUAAUUUACUUAUGGAGUUCUUGGCUAAUUGAUUUCUUAGUAAAAUGAGUUAAAGGUUCAAAUGCAUAAUAGGCAAUGGAAACUCAAAUUUAGGCAAUAUGGACCAGAGUAGGGCAGGAACACAAUGGCUCUUCCAGUCUGAAAUAACAGGAAUCUUUAGAAUUGUAUGGAGGACUUUGUUUCUCAACCCCAGUUUCCUGGGAGGAUAGAGCAACCCUCUCCAUUUUGGUCUCCAGCAUAUCAAGACUGAGGAGGCAUUUUUGGUUUUCUUUAGCCUUAACCCCAUGGAAAAACAAAGCAUCUUGACUGGAGAAGCAGCAUAACCGCAUCCCUAUGGUGGUGUGCUCCCCAUUAACUAGGGAUUUCCCCGUGGCAGUGCUGUGCUGCAGGGAUAAUUGCAUCCUGGGAAAACUGGCCCUACCAGGAAGGCUGCUGCAGGAAUCCCUGCGCUGCUCCGGCAGCCAGGCCAUUAACACGAUGCUGUACUUAAACUAAUGAGACUUGGCUGACCUAAAUGGCUUGGCCCAGAGCCACUGCAGGGGUGUUUGUGCCUUUGGCAUGGCUCACCCACAAACCUGUAUAAUCCACCUGCAGACAAUGGACCGUGCCUGCUGUAAUCGAGCCCUCGAAGGCCUCUGUAGCCAGUUCUUUCCAAGAUGUGUAAGCUCUUUCUGUCUGUUUUGUCUCCACCCUUAUCUGCUGUAUUCACACUUGUAAAUUUACAUGAAUAUUUGUGUACCUAUAUAUUAAUGUUUUGCUUGGGAAUGGAGUCUGUAAGUGAAGCAAGAGAGUAACUCUUUGAAGAUGUAAGCAACAGUUAACAUUGCCUGGGUAAACCUGCUUAGCCAUUUUACCUGUGAGACGAGCAGUAACCUCUUUAGCUGGAUGCCCUGCUUCUUCUCAAACAGUUCUGCUUCAAAACCAAAACCAAGCAUAGAGCUGGCCCUGCAGGGUUAAGUGCAGUGGUGUUCUGUGCUCGGGGUGGGGACCCUGCUGUGCUGCUCUGCUGCAGGCGCUGCGGAUGCAGCAAUUCCUGCUGUCCUUGGAGCAGCUCAGCAAGCCCAACAGCAGAGACCUUUGUCAUGCUGAGGAUUCACAUGAAACCACCAUGUUCACACAAAAACAAAAAAACAAGCAACACCAGGAAAGGCAAGAUUCAACAGAGUAAAUACAGUGGAUGGGGCCCUGGGCUGCAGAGUCGAGUUGCUUCAGGAGCUUCUGGCCGUGCCACUCAGAGGAGCUCAUGAAGUCCGCUUUGCCAGACUCCUCUUGGUGCUCCAUGGGCUCGGGAAGUGCCGAAGCCUUGUCCUCCCUCACCCCCCGGUGUAGCUGUGAUACUUCUCUGGUUUUGAUUUCAUCCUUACAUGUACCUUUCUACAACCAACAUAAAGCUGUUCUUUCAGCAUUUACUAUUUUGUUGGCUGUUUGUGAAGUCCUGAUGUUGCUCUGUCCAGUGUUUCCCACGGUCAUUUGUUGUCUCUGUUCUUGCUGAGCUCUGUGUGAGGGGGUGUCUUCUCAGUCAGACCUGUGUUCAGAGCUGAAGGGCUUGGUUCUGCGUGUUACAAAGCUACAGUGCAGGAUAGAUGCUGUGUGAGGUGUAAAGAGCCUCUGAGAAAGAAAUGGGCCUCUUACACUUUUCUGUGGGUGCUCAAAGGGCCUUUUAGACACACCAUUGUCUUCAGCUUUCCAGCAGCCUUGACUUGAGAACUUGACCUGUAUAAAUUGCAAAAGAUAUGUGUUGCUUCAUGUAGUACCCUGUUCUGUAUUUUUGGGUUUUUUUAUUUUUUGUUCUGUAUUUUCUGCAAUGUGUAAAGACUGCUGCAAAGAUGAAGAAAUAUUCCAUGAGGGUGAUCCUGACUAUCUGUGUUUUGCACAUGAGAGUCAAUUAGUUGCUGGCUAUUUGCUUCCUUAGGCCACUGAAUCUAUAUAUCCCCCCUAGGCAGACUGGACCUCAAUUUUGUAUUCUCCCACACAGAGUCCCCAGUGGAGUUCAGCUGCUGUUCUCUACCAAGUGUGGUUGUGUGUUGUUGCCAGAUAUAUACAGUUCUGGAGGGAGAAUGUGGGAUUGUGCAGCUGCAAGGCUGGCUGUGAUGGCAGCUUUCCUCAGCAUGCCAUCUGAGGAAAAGAAGUGUGCACAGUGGGAAGACCUUCUGAAGAAAUGUUUUUUGAAGAGCUGAGCCAAUGAGGAAGUGUAAUUUCUUCCUGGAGUUCUCCUAGGAUGGCUCGCUCUCUGUAUGAGUGGCUGUGGCAGCACGAGUUCUGGCUGCCCCCAGGAAUCACCUGGGAGGACAUGCAAGAAUCUGAAGACACUCAUUAUCCUCAGCCUCGUCAUCUCCUGCUCAGUAUCCCCUUUGCUUUAAUCUUGGUAGUCAUUCGAUGUGCCUUUGAAAGAGCCAUAGCCCUGCCUCUCAGUACCAAAUUGGGUGUGAGAGACAAGCAGAGACCAAAAGCUCAGCCCAACCCCGUGCUGGAAACGUUCUAUAGUACGCGCCGCAAGAACCCUAAAGAGGGUGAGCUGCUCAGUUUAGCCAAGCAAUGUGACCUGCCAGUGAGGAAGGUGGAGAAGUGGUUCCGGCACCGGAGGAACAUGGACCGGCCCAGCCUGUCCAAGAAGUUCAGCGAGGCCUGCUGGAGAUUUACAUUUUACAUCAUUUCUUUCUUCACUGGACUCGCUGUCCUGUAUGAUAAGCCUUGGCUUUGGGACCAUAGAGAGUGCUGGACAGGAUAUCCACAACAGCCUCUCCAACCCUCUCUGUUCUGGUAUUACAUGCUGGAGCUCUCCUUCUACUGGUCACUGGUCUUCACCUUGCCCUUUGACGUGAAGAGGAAGGAUUUCAAGGAGCAGAUAGUCCAUCAUGCUGCAACCAUCUUCCUGAUCAGUUUUUCAUACUGUGCCAACUACAUCCGCAUUGGAACACUGGUGAUGGUGAUUCACGAUGCUUCUGAUUGCUUCCUAGAGCCAACUAAGAUAUUCAAUUACAUGAAGUGGAAAAAAACUUGUGACAGCCUCUUUAUGAUCUUCUCAGCUGUUUUCCUGAUCAGCCGCCUGGUCAUUUACCCCUACACAGUGCUUUAUAACACCUACUAUUACUCCAUGGAGAUAUUCCAACCCUUCUUUGGAUACUACUUUGUGAAUGUUCUCCUGCUAAUUCUGCAGCUGCUCCAUAUCUUCUGGUCCUGCCUAAUUAUUCACAUGGUCUACAAGUUCAUCAUCCAGGGCACGAUGGAAAAGGACAUGAGAAGUGACACAGAAGAAAGUGACAAGGAUGAAGAAAGAGAUAAAAUUAGAGAAAAGGAGAAAAAUGGGAUCACGUGUUUCAGCAACGUCACAAGCAACGGUUACAUCCAGAGGAGUGGAUCUGAGCCCCUGGACAACAGAGCCCAUCGUGCCAAUGGCCAUGCCAAGGAAAGAUAGCUGCUGUCCUGUGCUGCUGGCCUGGCCUCCAGCAACCCCAGGCCACCAUCUGUAGAAACAGUUUUGCCCACUGUGUAGAUAAACUGGAGUGCAAUUGCAGUAUUGUAGCUGAAUUCCUGCUUCCCAUAAACCGAAGUGUUUAUAGUCAAUGAAUAUUUGAAGGAAGUUUUUUGUCUUCCUUCAGUAAAAGCUUACUAUAGGUUGUAGCCUCAAAACAGAUAGCAAGGGAUCAAAGUGGUUUGACUUGUAUUAAGACUGUACCAUAAUUGUUGUCAAGUGUGUUAAUCUUGAAAAAUACUUUAAAAAUAAGAAGGUGGAUUAACUCCAGCAGUGUCAAGUUUUACCCACCUUUGAUAGGAAUCUGUUUAGCCUGGAUCAGCCUCUGGAUUAUUAUUAUGGCUGACAAGUGACAAAUCUUACCACUAGGUAAGAUUUCUUCUGAGAAAACAGGUGCCCUGUAUAUACUUACAAAAUUAAAACUGAGCAUAGUGAAAUGAAAGCUUUUGGAAAGGCAUAAGAUAAAACAUGUUCUUCUCAAAGGAAGUACUCGUUGUGCCAGUAACCAGUUUUUGUAAUGGUAUGGAAUCUCAGUCCCUGCUUACUGCCCCUAAGGAGGGAACUCCAAAGCCCAGGCUGGAGGAGUCCCCACACAAAUCACAUUGGAAGAGCUGGGAGAUCCAGACAGCUGUUUCUCAACACUUAGGAGUUGGACUCGAUGAUUCUUGUGGGUCUCUUCCAACACAUAAUAUUCUGUAAUUCUGUGAUAAUUGGAAGUUGGAAGCACACGUUCUGUACACUGCGAUUUGAGUGUAUGGUCUCACCUCUCUGCAGGUGCUGUGCUCAGGAGGGAUAUUGAAAUGACACAUCAUUUUGUACUACUGAAUGUAAAUGUUCUUUAUAAAUUACUUUUAAAGGUUU
Molecule: messenger RNA, 5932 nt
Organism: Onychostruthus taczanowskii (white-rumped snowfinch)
Lineage: Eukaryota; Metazoa; Chordata; Aves; Passeriformes; Passeridae
Product: ceramide synthase 4-like
Exons: 11
Coding region: 3818-5014 (398 amino acids)
Biological process (GO): ceramide biosynthetic process; regulation of DNA-templated transcription
Cellular component (GO): membrane
Molecular function (GO): DNA binding; sphingosine N-acyltransferase activity; DNA-binding transcription factor activity, RNA polymerase II-specific
Source: RefSeq, a predicted model, not a curated record